Messenger RNA from Haliaeetus leucocephalus (bald eagle), 957 nucleotides. RefSeq names its product heparan sulfate (glucosamine) 3-O-sulfotransferase 4 (gene HS3ST4). The annotation marks the transcript as partial. The record is from RefSeq and is a predicted model, not a curated record. Gene Ontology annotation, molecular function: [heparan sulfate]-glucosamine 3-sulfotransferase activity. The transcript has 2 exons. Lineage: Eukaryota; Metazoa; Chordata; Aves; Accipitriformes; Accipitridae.
GCGGGCGCCUGGCCGCGGACGCCGCUGGCCCCCGGGGAGGUGAUCACGGCGCAGAGCGGAGCCUUCGAGAGGGACCCGCAGGAGUCGAGCACCACGGACGAGGAGCUGAGCCGGGCCGGCAGCCCGGGGAGCCGCGGCGGCGGCAGCACCACGCCGGACUACGGGGAGAAGCGGCUGCCGCAAGCCCUCAUCAUCGGGGUGAAGAAGGGGGGGACGCGGGCGCUGCUGGAGGCCAUCCGGGCGCACCCCGACGUGCGCGCCGUGGGCACGGAGCCCCACUUCUUCGACAGGAACUACGAGAAGGGGCUGGAGUGGUACAGGAACGUGAUGCCCAAGACGCUGGACGGCCAGAUCACCAUGGAGAAGACCCCCAGCUACUUCGUGACCAACGAGGCCCCCAGGCGCAUUCACUCCAUGGCCAAGGACACGAAGCUGAUCGUGGUGGUGAGAAACCCGGUCACACGGGCCAUCUCGGACUACACGCAGACGCUCUCCAAGAAGCCAGAGAUCCCCACCUUCGAGGUGCUGGCCUUCAAGAACCGGACCCUGGGGCUGAUCGAUGCCUCCUGGAGCGCAAUCCGCAUCGGGAUCUAUGCCCUGCACUUGGAGAACUGGCUCCAGUACUUCCCCCUCUCCCAAAUCCUUUUUGUCAGUGGUGAGAGGCUCAUCACUGACCCAGCUGGGGAAAUGGCUAAGGUCCAGGACUUCUUAGGCCUCAAGAGGAUUGUGACAGAGAAACAUUUUUAUUUUAAUAAAACCAAGGGGUUCCCCUGUCUAAAGAAGCCAGAGGACAGCAGUGCUCCCCGGUGCUUGGGCAAGUCCAAGGGUCGAACUCACCCCAAAAUAGACCCAGACGUCAUCCACAGACUGCGGAAGUUUUACAAACCCUUCAAUGUCAUGUUUUACCAAAUGACGGGCCAAGAUUUCCAGUGGGAGCAGGAAGAAAGUGAUAAGUAG